Molecule: messenger RNA, 5108 nt
Organism: Solanum verrucosum
Lineage: Eukaryota; Viridiplantae; Streptophyta; Magnoliopsida; Solanales; Solanaceae
Exons: 11
Coding region: 345-4850 (1501 amino acids)
Source: RefSeq, a predicted model, not a curated record
UUCUUUUUGUGUUUUUUCAUUUUCAAUCGGAAUCAGUAUGGAACGGCAUCGUUUGUGGAUAAAUUUCAAUGUUGAUUUGUUCCUGAUACUUGUUUGAAGACGAUUGUUUACUUCUGUCAAGAUUACCCCUCUGUUGAGAGGAAGCCAUCGGAUGCAAGGGCCGUUUGUUGAACCUAUCUGUAACUUCCAGACGAAUACGGUGAGACUACAGGGUGUCAACUGAAGUCAAUAAGGAAUCUAUCCCGUGUUCUCAGAAUCAGAGUGUCGGUGGAGGAUUAGUCUCUGGAACGUGUAACGUGUGCUCCACUCCUUGCUCUUCUUGUUUUCCUACUAGUCCAAGUCUCAUGGAGUCAAAAGUUGAUGAAUUAUCUGGAGAAACAGGUAUAAAUAGCUUAAGUUUCUCUGUCAAUGAUGUUUCGUCUUCUGAUAAGACUAGAAAAUGUGAAAUUAGACAGAGUAGUAAAAUAGACAGUGCAAUCCGCACUAGUUCAAGUAGCUUAUCUUUCUCUGCAAACACUGAAGUUAAAGCAAAUGCAAGGACUUCUGAUGUUUCAUCAGUUACUUCAGAUGGUGCAGUGCUUGCGAAGUUAAAGCAUCCCAAAUCUUUUGAAGGCCUUGAUGACAACAUGUCAUGUAUCGGUAGAGGCGAUGAAGGUAAUAAAUUAUCCAGCUUCAGUAAGACGAGUGAAGACAAAUCAAGUCUUCAGUGUUCUUCUACUUCCAGUGGGAGGACUAUAAAUAAUCAAACUUCUGCUGGAUGUGUACACGUGAAAGUUGAGGCUGAUGAUGGUAGUCCAGUUGACCAUAGUAGGCAGAAUGAAAGCAGUGGGGAAGAAGAUAACAAGGCACCUACUGAGGCGACCUCAUCAAGAAAUGCACAUAGGACAGGAGACUGUUUGGAAAAUAACCAUUCAUUAUUAAAGAAUGACGUGGCAUCUGAAGCUUCUGAUGAUCGACCUGCUGAUACUUGUCCUGAGAAGAAUGACCAAAAGAAUGUUGGAUCACCUGUUUCCUCUGAUACAAAGGACGCCUUACAAUCACAUCAAAUGGAUGAGAGUGAGGAUUCUGACAUUGAGGAGCUAGAUGUGAAAGUUUGUGAUAUAUGUGGAGAUGCUGGUCGGGAGGAUUUACUUGCCAUAUGUUGUAAAUGUACAGAUGGUGCAGAACAUACUUAUUGCAUGCGAGAAAUGUUACAAAAAGUUCCAGAGGGUGAUUGGAUGUGCGAGGAAUGCAAAUUUGAUGAGGAAAUGAAAAAUCGGAAAGAAGAUAAAUCAGUGAAGUUUGAUGGAAAUGGAAAAAGUUAUCCUACUGGUCAAAAAAUUGCUGUUGGCAAUACAGGCCUUACCAUAAAAACGGAAUCAAAGCCUCCUGAUUUUGAGGGUGACAUAGCUUCUGACCCUAAAACUCCUGGCAAGAGGCGCAUGGAUGAUACUGAAGUUUCUUCUGCAGCAAAGAAGCAGGCUCUUGAACCAGUUCCGGCAUCACCAAAAACACUGAGUCCCAAUAAACUUCCUGCCCUUUCUCGUGAAAGUUCAUUUAAAAACUCAGAUAAGGGGAAGUUGAAAUCUGCUAAUCUGAUUUCUUCUGGAGGCCUUUCUGUUCAUGAUACUCCAGCUUGGGGGUCACGACUACAAACUUCUAGAGGUACCUUUUCGAAGUCUAAUUCUUUCAGUUCCCUGGCUGCAAAACGAAAAGUGCUACUUGUAGAUGAAAGUUUCCCCCCGAAGCAGAAAUUGGUCAGAGAGCCCACUGGUCUUGAUGCGAAAGAGAGUUCUACUCGAUCAAUGAGCAAAUCUAUGUCAUUUAGAUCGAUAAGCACUAGCCGCAACAAUGUCUCUGAAUCAAAAGUUAAGAUGUUAUCCCCUAGGUUUUCCCCUGCUCAGGACAAAGCACAAAUACAGACAAAAGAACGAAAUCAAUUUGAAAGGAAGAAUUCUUUUAGAUCAGAGCGUUCUCCCGGUACUUCUGUUCCUUCUAGAACGGAUCAAAGAUCAGCAUUUCGAGGUGACCCUUCACCACUUCCUUCCUCAAGUAAUAUCCGUGAUUCACGAACAGGUCAGCUUGACAGCAAACCUAUGUCACUAUUGAAAUCUUCUGGUGCUGUUGCUCGUAGGACACAGGAUUUAUCUGUUCAUUCAGAUGAAGCUAAGAAGCAGACAGCUCACACAUCCAUCUCUACAGGAGCUCCUGCUGCCAAUAAAAUUAGUAGCUCUGAUCAGCGACCUGACCAGAGUAGUGCAAGAGAUGAUUCUUUGCCAAACUCUUAUAUUGCUGAGAGACCAACAUCUAACACUGGUGAAGGUCUGUUGGAUGGACUGCCCCAGCCGAGUGAAUCAAAAAAUGUUGGUGAGAGAAUAAAGGAGAGUUCUGGGAGACGCUUAAAACACACUGGAACUGGUAUUAAGUCACUCUUCUGCCAGAAGUGUAAAGGAAGCGGUCACUUGACAGAUAGUUGCACUGUUGAUGGGUCUGAAUUAGUCGCUUCUGAUGUUUCUACUGUAAAAAAUUCUAGAGAGGCCCCAAAUGGCACCAGCAAUCUUAAAGCUGCAAUUGAGGCGGCUAUGCUAAAGAAGCCUGGAGUAUGCUGGAAGAAUAGGGUUGUUGAUCAAUCUGAUGAUUUAGCUGUGUCAAACACAAAUGCUGAAACAACGGCUCCGGAUCUAUUAUGUGGUUCAAGUAGCAGAAGAAUGUUUUCUUCCAACGAGGAUGGCCAUGGGGUGUCAUUGAACUCUAUGACUGUCUCUCAUAAACAGGAAAUCGGUAGCUUGAGGCAGCUAUCAGUGCUUCCUGCUGAAGCCCUUACCGGAGCAGGAAAUCUGGUGCCUAUUCUUCUGUCUGAUGAAAAAUCUUCACUUGUUGAUUUACAUAGAUAUUCACAAGCGGCAAUGUCAAUACUUUCGAAGACAGCAUUUCCAGAGCAUGAAUAUAUAUGGCAGGGUGCUUUUGAGGUUCAGAAGAGUGGAAGAAGUCUCGACCUAUGUGAUGGAAUUCAGGCUCAUUUAUCAAGUUGUGCAUCACCCAACGUUCUUGACACAGUACAUAAAUUUCCUCAAAAGGUCCUCUUUAAUGAGGUAUCACGAUUGAGCACUUGGCCAAUACAAUUUCAGGAGUAUGGUGUUAAAGAAGAUAAUAUUGCACUGUUCUUUUUUGCUCAAGAUAUUGGAAGCUAUGAGAGGUGCUACAAAAUUUUGCUGGAGAAUAUGAUUAGGAAUGACACGGCUCUCAAAGCGAAUCUUCAAGGUGUUGAACUUCUGAUAUUCCCAUCUAACAGACUUCCUGAAAAAUCUCAACGGUGGAAUAUGAUGUUCUUCCUAUGGGGUGUCUUUAGAGUAAAGAAGGUGCAGGCAACAACUGGAAAGCCAUCUCUUGUACCCCAAGAUACUCCAAAAUUAAUCAUGCCUUUUCCAGAGAAUAUACAUUGCCUCGGACCUGUAGACAAUGUUACAAGUGGUAAUGUUUCCAUGGAUGGUGAGGUAACUGCUUCAAAGAAGUCUAGCUGUCCAUUAGUUAAUGGAAAUGUUGAUUCUAAAGCGGCCCAAGUAUGCAAAGGUGACUCUGCAGACACAAAGGUGGAGCAUCUGGAGCCUAGGUCCAUGUCUUCUGUACCGGCCAGCCACAUGGAUUUUGCCCCAGAGAGGAGACAGUUUGGCAUUUUCCAGGUGGUUGGAGAUGAUGGACGUGAAUGCAAAGUGGAAGUGCUAAGUAGUUCUGCACCAGCUGCCAAUUCUCAGCCAUCCCGCUCUGUUGAUGAAGCUGCAGGUCAUAUGCAGGAGAAAACUUCUGUGGGCAGCAUGGAGAAAGGCUUCUGUAGCACAAAUGGUAGGAAAUUUGAGAUAAAUCUGGAAGAUGAAUAUAAAGAUGAAGAGGCAUCUGAAACGAGUGGAAGUGCAGCUACGGAACCGACACGGAAGGCGCUCAUUAGUGAUGUGUCAAACCACCUGAAACGUCCCCGUUCAGUGGAGACCGUGAUGCAAUCUGCUGACUCUGGAGUUAAUCGAGCAACUCGACUUUUUAAUGAUAAUGACCUUCUAGUUGAAGAGGCACACCAUGACAAAAAAUUGAAGACUAGUAUUGGUGGAUCUUAUGGUAAUAGCGAGCAAACUAGUUGUUCCAGUGAUGAUUUUUUGUCACGGAUGCGUGGUUCCUCUUAUGGACCCUACCUUCCGGAUACUGGGUAUGAUGAAGCUCUGAGUAAAGCACCUGUUCCGGAGUGCUCAGAGAGUGCUGAAAGAUAUUUCUUCCCUGUUGAUCCAAAUCCUGGUAAGGCUAGCUCGACGCCUUGGCAAAUGCAUCAUCCUGACAAUGAUCAGCUUAGUGAUAGAAUCCCGAAUCUUGAGCUAGCAUUAGGUGGUGAGUCAAAUUCACAGACUUGGGGAAUCCCAUCCUUUUUAGUUGGGAAAGUAGACAAGAAAAUCAUUCAGCUCCAAGGUGGUGAGACACAAUCGCUGACUCAGGGAAUCCCACCCUUUUUAGUUGGGAAAGUAGACAAGAAAAUCAUUCAGGACCAGGGUGGUGAGACACAUCCACCAACUCCGGGAAUCCCACCCUUUUUAGUUGGGAAAGUAGACAAGAAUAUCAUUCAGGACCAGGGUGGUGAGACACAUCCGCCAACUCCAGGAAUCCCAUCCUUUUUAGUUGGGAAAGUAGACAAGAAAGUCAGUCAGGACCAUUCUUCAGUUGGAGUGAAGGAGGUAGAGGAUGUCUCUGCUUCUCUCUCCCUUUCUCUUUCAUUUCCUUUCCCGGAAAAGGAACAACAGAAAGGUUCUGUUUCACAAACUGAGCAAGCAAUACCUGAAAAAAGACGCAGUAAUACACCUCUCCUCUUCUUUGGGGGACUCGGCAACAAGUAGGGCGAUCUUGCCAAUAAUGGUGUACAUUUUAGUUUAUUCACAUGGAUGCGGUAGGUUUACAGCAUGUUCAUAAGGAUACAGGGGUUAUAAUUUUGUUAGGUGUUUGCAGUCAAUUUCUCUUUUAGUUUGCAAGUGCAGAGUGACGGCACUUUUGUAUAUAUAAAGAGAAUAUUAGCCGUUGUGGGCUCUGGUACCAUAGAAAAAAUUAACAUUUAUGCGUCAGUUUUUUCUCCUUUUAAAUAUUAGUUAUCCCUCAGU